This is a messenger RNA of Octodon degus (degu), 2779 nucleotides long. RefSeq names its product transmembrane protein 175 (gene Tmem175). Bases 141 to 1658 code for a protein of 505 amino acids. Lineage: Eukaryota; Metazoa; Chordata; Mammalia; Rodentia; Octodontidae. Gene Ontology annotation, cellular component: lysosome; endosome. The transcript is spliced from 11 exons. The record is from RefSeq and is a predicted model, not a curated record. Gene Ontology annotation, molecular function: proton channel activity; potassium ion leak channel activity.
CGCUCUCCCCUCGUCGAGGCGUUGGGCGCGCAGCGCUGCUCAACUGCCGCCUCCGCCCGGCCGUGCUGCACAGUGCCUGAGCCGAGGCCGCUGGCGCUGACGCCCCAAGGCUCCUGUGACCACUGGACUGCAGACUCACCAUGUCUGGACCUCAAGUCAUGGAGCAGGCACCAGAUGCCCAGGAAGACCCGCCCUUAUGCAGGAGGGAUGAGGAUGCCAAGGAGGGGACCCAGAGCUCCCACCGCAUGUUGGGCUUCAGUGAUGCACUGCUGUCCAUCAUUGCCACGGUCAUGAUCUUGCCUGUGACACAUACGGAGAUCUCCCCAGGGCAGGACUUUGACAGAAGUAUGCAGAAACUUCUAGCCACCAGGAUUGCUGUUUACCUGAUGACAUUUCUAAUUGUGACGGUGGCCUGGGCUGCACACGCUAGGUUGUUUCAAGUCGUUGGGAAAAUAGAUGAUACACUUGCCUUGCUCAACCUGGCAUGCAUGAUGACCAUAACCCUCCUGCCUUACACGUUUUCCUUAAUGGUGACCUUCCCUGAUGUGCCUCUCGGCAUCUUCUUGUUCUGUGUGUGUGUGAUCGCCAUUGGGGCUGUGCAGGCACUGAUCAUAGGCUACGCCUUCCACUUCCCACACCUGCUGAGCCCACAGCUCCGCAGCUCCACCCACAGGACCGUGACCCGGCAGCACAUCCUGCUCCUCGUCCUCCGUGGCCCAGCGCUGUGCUUUGCUGCAGCUGUUUUCUCCCUCUUCUUCUUCCCUAUGUCAUACCUGCUGAUGGUGACCAUCAUCUUCCUCCCCUACAUCAGCAAGGCCUCCAGCUGGUGCAGAGACAGACUCAUGGGCCGCAGGCAGCCCCCAGAUCACAGUGUGGAGAUCUUCACCUUUGACCUUCAUGAGCCUCUCAGCAAGGAGCGGGUGGAAGCCUUUAGCGAUGGGGUCUACGCCAUUGUGGCCACAUUGCUCAUCCUGGACAUCUGUGAGGACAAUGUCCCCGACCCCAAGGAUGUGAAGGAGAAGUUCCACAGCAGCCUGGUGGCAGCCCUGGGUGAAUAUGGGCCGCACUUCCUGGCGUACUUCGGCUCCUUCGCCACAGUGGGGCUCCUCUGGUUUGCCCACCACUCACUCUUCCUGCAUGUCCGAAAGGCUACACAGGUCAUGGGACUGCUCAACACACUCUCACUGGCCUUUGUGGGCGGCCUGCCCCUAGCCUACCAGCAGACCUCAGCCUUUGCCCGCCAGCCCCGCGAUGAGCUCGAGCGCGUGCGUGUCAGCUGCGCCAUCAUCUUCUUUGCCAGCAUCUUCCAGUUUGCCAUCUGGACUGCGGCCCUGCUGCACCAGACAGAGACACUACAGCCAGCAGUACGGUUUGGUGGGCAGGAACACGCCUUCAUGUUCGCCAAGCUCGCCUUGUACCCCUGCGCCAGCCUGCUGGCCUUCGCCGCCACCUGCCUGCUGAGCCGGUUCAGCACGGCCAUCUUCCACCUCAUGCAGAUAUCUGUGCCCUUCGCCUUCUUGUUGCUGCGUCUGCUGGUGCGCCUUGCCCUAGCAGCCCUGCGGGGCCUGCAGUCUCUACGGCCAGCACACCUCCCACCAGGCAGGGCCAGCGAGAGUGAGCCUGACGCCCAGGCCCAGCUCCUGCCUGCCUCUUGCUAGCACUACAGAGCCCACACCUGCUAUGUGCUACCUGCUUGUCUCACCCAAUGCCACAGGUCUCCUCUCCACUGUGAAAUGCCAAGGUCUAUCCAGAGCAUGCAUGCUGCUCUACACAGGAACUUCUACCCAGACAUGGAUCUCUCCCUUAACAGAACAAGUUGCCUUCGGGUCUGCAUCUGGAUGGCUUCAGGCAGCCCAGCUGCCCAGGACCCCAGACACCCUGCCCACCUUGCCCCAUUCUCCUGGGCCUCUGCGUAGAGCCUUGAGCAGCACCUCCUCCCCAAGACUCAGCUGUUGAACUCGGAAGUCUCUAUCUGAGGGGCCACCUACCCCAGACCUCCUGCCCAGAGUGUGCAACACCACUGGGGUUCCCAGUCCGUCUAGCUCCUCCCCACGCUCAGUCGCUGGACACAAGAAUAAGAGAGGGCACUGCAGGACACUGAAGCCCAACUCUAUUUGUCCCAGGUAUAAGUUAGGUCACAUUCAAGUAGCAGUAAGUCAGAAGGAGAGGCCUAGGGCUCAGGGUCACAGCCCUGCAGGUGAUCUCAAACAGCAGACAGACCUCUCAUCAUAAUUUGCAUACAAUUCCUGCAGGUUGAAGUCAAAGCAGAACUAACUACACCACUAAGGUACUGUUCUGAAGAUAAUAAGUGACAUUUUGUAAACACGAGGACUGUUACACUGAGACCACCAAAGGAGUAGGGGCACAUGUCUGCAGUUUUGGCAAAAGCAAGGAAGGGAUGUGGUGCUGCAGCACUGAGGCUCCUGGGGAGGCUGCAGGCCAUGCCCAAGGCUGAGACCCACAGCAGUGCAAACCCAGCACCAGAAGUGCUGGGAAGGGUGACCUGGUGGCCCCUUGCUUUGGGGACCUCUGCAGAUACCCUACAUAGGCCACUUAUUUUUGGUCAGAUUCUUCCAGCAUGUGGAGUGGGCACAGGGAGAAGAGCUUCAUUCACACCAGCCAGGCUGUCCAGGCAGAGCGCUCCCCAUGGGGCUCAGCCAGCAGUGCUGCCUGGGUGGGUUAGGAGCUGUGGCCACACUGGUACACGAGCCCAGGUUGCUGGCAAAGCGUUAUGUAAAGUGCUACAUUGCCGAAUAAGGGCAUUAAAUCCGCUCCUCAA